Molecule: messenger RNA, 849 nt
Organism: Daldinia childiae
Lineage: Eukaryota; Fungi; Ascomycota; Sordariomycetes; Xylariales; Hypoxylaceae
Product: 37S ribosomal protein S9, mitochondrial
Exons: 2
Coding region: 1-849 (282 amino acids)
Biological process (GO): translation
Cellular component (GO): mitochondrial small ribosomal subunit; ribosome
Molecular function (GO): structural constituent of ribosome; RNA binding
Source: RefSeq, a predicted model, not a curated record
AUGAGCUCGGAAACACACCGAACAUUCACAACAACCACGACUCGCCAAGACGAUGAUGCAUUUGGUCGAUUGGAGGCGGCUCUAGCACAAAGCCCCGAUGCAGCCGAAUUACAAAUAGCGCAUGUUCGUCCUAUGCCGCUGUCACCUUCCUACUUCUCGCGACAUACGCAAUUCAACGAUAGUUUCGUCCUAGUUCAGGACCUCGCACGGAAAUAUGGGCGACUUCCUUUUCUCCCUCCUGGCCAAGCGCCGCGGGUGGCAUGGAAGACAAAGGAGCAGUACCGUCUGGCAGUUGGUGAAGCAGUGAAAGCAAGAGAUUACGCAGCCUGUAUUGGGCUGGCCAAAAGGUUAAAUCAAAUUCACCCUGAUUUAAUGCCAGAGGAGGUCCAGCAAGGUCUCCGACCGUUCAAAAGAGACAUCAACUUCUAUCUCAAUCGAGCAAAACCUAUUCCGAUCGAUAGGUUUGGCAGGUCGCAUGGUGUUGGGAGGCGGAAAUCUUCAGUUGCGCGAGCAUGGCUUGUACAGGGAACAGGGGAAGUUCUUAUUAACGGAAAGACCCUUAAUGAUGCAUUCGGAAGAGUCCACGACCGAGAAAGCGCACUCUGGGGACUAAAAGUAAUGGACAGAAUGGACAAGUACAACGUCUGGGCUCUUGUAGAGGGUGGUGGAACUACUGGGCAGGCCGAAGCGCUCGCAAUGGCUGUUUCCAAGGCCUUAGCCGUCCACGAACCGGCAUUAAAAACGCCCCUUAAAAAAGCCGGUUGUCUCACUCGUGAUCCGAGGAAAGUCGAAAGGAAGAAGGCUGGUCAUGUCAAAGCGAGAAAGAUGCCCGCCUGGGUCAAGCGAUAG